This is a messenger RNA of Panicum hallii, 1492 nucleotides long. RefSeq names its product ankyrin repeat domain-containing protein 2A-like. Lineage: Eukaryota; Viridiplantae; Streptophyta; Magnoliopsida; Poales; Poaceae. The record is from RefSeq and is a predicted model, not a curated record. Gene Ontology annotation, cellular component: chloroplast outer membrane. Gene Ontology annotation, molecular function: protein binding; chloroplast targeting sequence receptor activity. The transcript has 8 exons. The coding region runs from base 184 to 1188 and encodes 334 amino acids. Gene Ontology annotation, biological process: protein targeting to chloroplast.
CUUCCUCUCCACAGAGUACUCUCUCGCAUCGCACGCCACCGCCGCCCAGCGCCGCCCAAGCCGCCUCCGUCCAUCUGGCCGCGCCGCCGAGGACGAGCACGCCCGCCCAGCUUCCACCGGUGCUUAGCCGCCUCGAAUUCCAAUCUACUACUAGUAGGCUCCCUCCCCCUCCGCUCUAUCGCGAUGGCUUCGAGUGGGGAUGCACCCGGAUCUACUGAUGAGAACAAAACCCCAAAACCAGAAGGAUCAUCCAACGAGCGCCAAGGGGUUCCUCCAGCCAGCUUUUCGAAUCCUUUCGACUUUGCUUCUAUGCAGAGUUUGCUCAAUGAUCCAUCUAUUAAGGAGAUGGCAGAUCAAAUUGCGAAGGAUCCUGCAUUCAACCAGAUGGCUGAGCAGCUACAGAAAGGCGCUCAGAGUACAGGAGAACAGGGAAUGCCUCCAUUGGACCCUCAACAGUACAUGGAAACAAUGCAAAAGGUCAUGGAAAACCCCCAGUUUAUGACAAUGGCUGAGCGUCUGGGGAAUGCUCUUAUGCAGGAUCCUGCUAUGUCCAGUAUGCUGGAAACCUUUAGUAGUCCAUCACACAAGGAGCAGCUGGAAGAGCGUAUGUCCCGCAUUAAGGAAGAUCCAGCUUUGAAAUCAAUUCUCGAUGAGUUAGAGAAUGGGGGUCCUGCUGCAAUGAUGAAGUACUGGAACGACCCUGAUACUCUUCAAAAGAUUGGCCAGGCAAUGGGAGGUGGCUUCCCAUUUGGUGCUGGUUCUUCUGCUGAACCUUCUGGUGCUGAAGAAACUGAGGAAGGUGGAGAUGAAGAUGAAUCCAUCGUCCAUCACACAGCCAGUGUUGGUGAUGAUGAGGGUCUGAAGAAGGCACUGGAUGGUGGAGCAGACAAGGAUGAAGAAGACUCCGAGGGAAGAAGGGCCUUACAUUUUGCAUGUGGAUAUGGUGAGUUGAAGUGCGCCCAAGUCCUUCUUGAGGCUGGUGCAGCAGUGGACGCUUUGGACAAGAACAAGAACACCCCGCUGCAUUACGCUGCUGGCUAUGGGCGCAAGGAGUGUGUCGAUCUUCUCUUGAAGCAUGGUGCUGCCGUCACGCUCCAAAACCUGGAUGGGAAGACGCCCAUUGACGUCGCCAAGCUCAACAACCAGGACGAGGUCCUCAAGUUGCUCGAGAAGGACGCCUUCCUUUAAAUCCCAUGGCUCUCCUAGACACAUAGACAGUUGGUUCCAGUAUGGUCAUGUUUCACAUCUGUUGUCUUUGCUUUGCUCGGAUGGUCAAUACUCGUGUCAGCAUUUAUCUGUUCUGUAAGAUUUGCUAUCUGGUCUAGCUGGCUGCUAGCCUGCUGCGAUUCGUGAUACAGUGAAGGGGGGCGGCUAUUAGAACUACUGCCCUGUUAUGUUGUCACGGUGGCUUGUGUACCCCCUUCUUUAUUUCUGUUAUCUUCACCAUAGAAAUCGGGAUUUGUUAAUAUUACUCGCUGUUAUAUAUGUUUCA